AUGGAGAACGCCGAAGACAGCAGCAGUUUAAAUGAGUAUAACAAUUUCACAGAGGCCUUGAAAAAAUUUGCGAAGUUAGUGGAAGCAACAGUGAUUCAGAAAAAAGAGGAAAGACUAGGCACAUAUGUCAAAAAUGAAGAUUUUAUUGAUUAUGACAAGUUCUAUACAGCAGUGUGGGACCUCUUUGGUCCAGAAAUAAAGGCCCAAGAUGUGAAAAGUUUUUAUAGGAAACUCAGCAACAAUCCAGAUGCACCUACAGACUGGUGUGAGAUAUUUGGAUAUUUUCUAUCAGAAGAAGAUGCACUUGAUUCUCAGCUUGAUGAAGAAAAUUUGAUUUUCCUCAUUUCCAGAAAACAAAGAAUUGGACUUACAAGUGGCAGGAAACGUGAUGUGGUUAAGUGUCUCGUCAAGAUUCCUCAAAUGGAUUUUCUAAUAACAGCAACUCAGAAAGGAACAAUAACAGUCUUCAACAGUCAGAUGAGAAUUCAGGCAACCAUCAAUGUUACAGACACUUCUUGGAUUACAGGAUGUGAUUACCUCCCUCAGUUAAAACGAAUUGUUGCUGUCACAGAAAGAACCAUCAUCAUCUGGGAUUAUAAAGCCCAAGGGAAUAGUAAGGAUAACUGUUUUGUCAUAAAGCCAAUGGAUCACUGCCUUCUGUGUGUUUGUGUGGUGCCUAUCACUGACCAGCUUUGCAGAGAUGAUAUCCUAAUGGGAGAUGAUGGUGGCUUUGUGAACAGGUUCACUUUAACCAGUGAUGAUUUUGGAUUCAAACAGUCAAAAACCAAGAAAAAAUUGCAGUCCCAGAUACUGGACUCCAAGACCUUCAAAAAUAUUAAAAGGAAGCUACAUAAUGACUGGGUCAUGAAGGUUAGAUUUGUCCAGCCCCUGAACUGUUUUGGGUCUUGCUCUUUAGACAGCAACCAUUCAUUUGUUCUGGAUUCCUUGAAGAGGCUUGACGACAAUGUGCCAGUCAGAGAAUUUUCUAUGCCAAGAGGAGCAAACACUUUCAUUUACUGUUUAAAAGCAAAUGUUAUUGUUACUGGGGGAGAUGACAAAAUCCUCCGGCUAUGGCAUCCCAAUAUCAGCACCAAGCCAGUAGGGAAACUUGUUGGUCAUAUGUUCAGUAUUACAGAGCUUGUUAUAAAUGAAAAAGAUCAGCAUGUGAUCAGCCUUUCAUCUGCAAAGGUUUUUAGAGUAUGGGACAUACAAACUCUUUCACUGUUACAAGUUUUCCACGACAGUCAAGGAGGACCGGGGGACAUGCAGAUCUAUGCCAUGAUAUUUGAUUACAACCAUGGCGUGCUUGUCACAGGAUCUAGUGUCAUUGACAUGUAUCCUUUGACUCGGAUGAUACAAGACACGAAACAGAUACCGCAUAGUCAUGAUCGAGACAUCAAUGUCAUGAUUUAUAACAAACAUUUUCACCAGUUGCUCACUAUCUGCUCUGAAUCUGUCAUCAAGGUAUGGGAAGUAGACACAGGACACCAAAUAUAUCAGAUUUUUGAUCCCCAUGGGAGCAAUAUUGAAGUAACAACUGCUGCUGUUGACUACAGUGGAUUUGUUUUUGCCACAGGGGCAUACAAUGGCACACUUAAACUCUGGGAUUUUGGAAGUGGACAGGAAAUGAAAAUGUUAAUUGAAGGGAAAGACUGGAAAGAUGAUGAUCAUUGUUUACAUCAAAUAACUUUCCUAAAAGCUAAUGAAAAACAUCAAUUCCUAAUCCUAGCCUUGGAGUACAAUGGGAAGAUCAAACUUGUCCAGGGUAAAGAAGAAGAUCCUCUUCUUAGUGUGUUAUGGGAACUACCUGAAGUUGUGCCUAUAUUCAGACAAGGGAAGAAGGAUGUGAUCUUGCUGGCAAUAACUUCUAAUUUCAAAACUAGGAAUUUGCCUAUCCCAGAGGUUGAUCUUGUGCCUGAUGAGGAAAGGAGGUCUAUUAGCUUUGAUGGCCCCAAAGUCAAUAUGGAAGUGACAUGUUUUGAUGUGCUUAUAACAGAAGGCUACAAUCUGCUUGCUACUGCAACUGUAAAUGGUAUUAUCGUCUUAUGGAACUUUGUACUGUCCACUAUCACAGAAGUGCACAGACCAGAGGAUGCUUAUGUUAUAGACCCUGACCUGGAUCCUGAACGUCUUAAAAUUAAUGCUAUCUUAUUCCUCUUCCGUGGCAGUACCUGUAUAAGGAGAAUGAGCGAAGAAUCAAUAACUUCAUCAGCACAAAGUGAGUCUACUCGUGGUGGAGCACUAAGCAGUAAGGGAAGCAAAUCAAGUCUACAUGAAGUUGAUGUUAAAGGAGAGAUAAAUGCAGGACCAAAAAUUGGGCAAUUACUACAAAGUACCGUAACUGAAAUAUCACCACCAAUUAUGGCCACUGCUCAUGAAGAUGGACAUCUUCGAAUAUGGAACAUGGAGGGGAAUUUACUGAAGGAUAUGUUACCUUUUACAAAACACUCUGCAAUUUCUCUGACUACACUGCACACUGAUAGCUGCAGCAGAAUCCUACUUGCUGGGAACAUGGAAGGUCAUAUUAUCCUCUGGAGUAUUGGUUCCUUCCUGGAACCUCCACAUGAAGAAAAGAAAUUUAAGCAGCUGGUUGCAUGGCGUGGACAUAGUUUGAGAGUUGUUGACAUUCUCUAUAUAGAGGACAAGCAAGUGGUAAUCUCCGCCUCGGUUGAUGGGUCUAUAAGGGUUUGGCAUGCCCGUAAUGGACAUUACUGUGGCUACUUUGGACAGCGCAGGACAUUUAACCUAAGUCAGGUUACUGAUUUCAUCUUGCCUUGUGAUGUCAACGAACACCCUGUAGAAAUAAAAGAAGAAAGUAAAUACAUAGAAAAGAAACAGGGAUAUGAAUAUCCCCUAAUAUUUGACCGUGAAAAAUGGAAGAACAUGAGUUCAUUCUCCUUACUAUUCAGACGGCCAACUCCCAAACCCUUCGAGGUUAAUCAAGAAUUUAAAUUUUUCAAAGCCCUUGCUUCUCCUAAGAUUAGAAAAACUGUUUUGGAAAGUACCAGUACAGGAAACAGAGAAGCUGGAAUUAUAUUUGGUUCUCUACCUAUAUACAGGGUUCCAAGCCCCACAAGUCUGAGAUUCCUUCCCCUAAUUGGUGCAGAUGCGCAUAAGGAAUCUUCAGAAAAUUUCCAAGGGAAAAAGAAGGGAGGUCGUGUUCAGCAUUUACAAUCUCGAAGGAGAAGUCUAAGAAGAAGUCUCGCUCCAGCGGUUAAUCUGACUUCAGCAUUCUUCCCAAUCAUUCAGAAGUAA
Messenger RNA from Gracilinanus agilis (Agile Gracile Mouse Opossum), 3255 nucleotides. RefSeq names its product WD repeat domain 64 (gene WDR64). NCBI's taxonomy places the organism in Eukaryota, Metazoa, Chordata, Mammalia, Didelphimorphia, Didelphidae. The record is from RefSeq and is a predicted model, not a curated record. The transcript has 28 exons. Gene Ontology annotation, molecular function: protein binding. The coding region runs from base 1 to 3255 and encodes 1084 amino acids.